Molecule: messenger RNA, 2624 nt
Organism: Ictalurus punctatus (channel catfish)
Lineage: Eukaryota; Metazoa; Chordata; Actinopteri; Siluriformes; Ictaluridae
Gene: coro2ab
Product: coronin 2Ab
Exons: 12
Coding region: 117-1703 (528 amino acids)
Biological process (GO): actin filament organization
Molecular function (GO): actin filament binding
Source: RefSeq, a predicted model, not a curated record
CACACACACACACACACACACACACACACACACACACACACACACACACACACACUACAGUCUCCUGUUGCAGUGUCUCGUCUCUCAGAUGUUCGAAGGCGUUGACUGCAGGCUUCAUGACCAUCUUUAAGAUGUCGUGGCAGUCUCCAUACCAUGGCUCAAAGUUCCGUCAUGUUUACGGAAAACCAGCGGGUAAGGGCCAGAGUUAUGACGGCCUGUUAAUCACCCGUGGUGUCCAUGACAACCACUGUUGUGCCAUCAACCCACGCUUCAUGGCGGUGGUUACUGAGUGCGCUGGGGGCGGAGCCUUCAUCAUCAUCUCCAUUCGUCAAAAAGGCCGUGUGGACCCUCAUCACCCCCGUGUAUGUGGACACAGCGCCCGGGUUCUGGAUGUUAAGUGGGAUCCAUUUGAUGACCAGCGUAUAGCUUCCUGUUCUGAAGACUGCACGGUUAAAGUGUGGCAGAUUCCCAGUAACGGAUUGAAGGAAAAUCUGAUCAAACCACAGAAGGAGUUGUUAGGCCAUGUCCGGAGGGUGGGGCUUAUCGAGUGGCAUCCAACCGCGAAGGACAUCUUGUUAAGCUCUGCCUAUGAUUAUAAGGUGUGUGUGUGGUGUGUGGACGAUGUGGGCGUGGCAGUAGUGAAGACACCAGUGUGUGUGAUACACACACACACUGACCUGGUGACGAGUGUGAGCUUCAGUGAGGACGGCAGCAGAAUCGCUACGACAUGCAGAGACAGACAAGUCCGAGUCCUCGAGCCACGCACAGGACACACACUUCAGGAGUCAUAUAAUGAGUCUCAUAAGGCCUUCAAGGUUCUGUUCCUGUCCAACCGGAACCUGCUGCUCACAACUGGAACCUCCAAGUGGAACCAGAGACAGUUCGCCCUGUGGGACCCGGAUGAUUUAUCUGAGCCGUUGUUAGAGGAGGAUGUUGAUGGAGGUUCUGGAGUUCUCUUUCCAUUUUAUGACCCUGACACAUACAUGCUUUACCUGGCUGGCAAGGGAGAUGGUAAUAUUCGGUACUAUGAGGUGAGUGUGGAGAAACCGUACAUACACUUCCUGGCAGAAUAUCGUUCUCCACUACCACACAAGGGCCUGGGUGUGAUGCCGAAGCGAGGUUUAGACUCCUCGCAGUGUGAAGUAUUUCGUUUUUAUCGCCUAAUUACGGUUAAAGACCUCGUGGAACCGUUGUCCUUUAUCGUCCCACGGAAGUCUGAGGACUUUCAGGAGGACAUUUAUCCGAUGACGGCGAGCAACGAGGCGGCCAUGAUGGCUCAAGAAUGGCUCAUGGGGCAAAACAAAGGCCCGGUGCUGGUGUCUCUGAGGCCUGUGACCAAAGUGCAGAACCCGUACCCAGCUCCAGAGCAGGACGCUGAGCUCCAGCGCUCGGCCUGCAGCCUGGACUGCAGAGCAGAGAAACUGGCCAAUCAGAAAGCAGGUUAUGAGAUAGGUGACCUAUCAGAAUGGCAGGAUGAUGAGACUCAGUGGAACAGCUGGAGAGACUCACACUGUGGGGUUCGGUGGUGUGACUCAGUGGCGUACACACCACCGGCCGCAGAGAAAGAGCUGCUGAAUGUGUUUUAUAAGCAGCAGGAAGAGAUCAGAUCUCUUAGGCAGCAGCUCCAUCAGAGAGACAGCAGGAUUCAGCAGCUGGAGCUUGAGAUCAAGAACAUACGCAAUCAGCUGAGAGCCACGUUCUGAUCCCGGCCAAUUAAAACACACAGAGAACCAAUGUACCAGAGAACCAGAGACUGACUCACUGAACAGAGAACCAUGUGACGAUGUGAUUCACUGACAGAGUCAAAAAGAACUGAGGAACAAGAAAAGUACAGAUCAUCAGAAUUUUCCUGACCACUCGGCAGCCAUCUUGGUUAUUUUUUCUCCUACAAGAUAAUUUCAUGUCGCAGUCAGAUUAGUUAGCAUAUAUGAACUGUUUGCUAAACACAUUUUUAAUAAACUAACAGCUUAAUUUACAACAUCAGUAUAUUUGUCUAUGAAAGAAAAUGUAAAAAAGACUUUUGACACAGUUGAGAAAAGUUUAUUUCAUAAAACAUCACUAUAAACAUCAUCAGGUGACAAACAUGCAUUGAUUUGUCUGGACUAAAAAGUAGAAAAUUUUUAUCAAAAUUACAGUACAGUGAUUUUCCGACUUCACAAAUCCACUGACGCGUCUAAUCUGGCAUGACUCUAAACGAAUGAAUUUGAUCUUAAUGUAUGGUAUUGCUUUUAACGUUUUUGUUCAUUACACACAAACGCAACACAAAGUUUGUGCAAAGUUGCUGCUCGUGAAUCCAUCCUGAAAACCACAACUAAUCGUGCGAUUGACUGAAGUUUAACAAUAUCUCCAUGUUUGGUGGUCAGGUGAUAUCUGCUACAUCGUUUUGAUGAACUACUGAAGACUCUGUGUGAUUCCUCUAAAUAACCCAUUUGACCUUUUUUAAAAUGAUUAUUAUUAUUUUAAAAUUUCUCCUGGAGCAAAUCUGUAAACAAAAUCAUUCUGGUCAAACAGAACCAAAUUGUCUUAUUGUACAUUGUUCAGGUCCUUGGUUCAAAAGAUCUGUUGUGCUUGUGAAUUGAAUUAUGUUUAAUUGAUAAAAGUAUUACAAUAUGAAAGUUGUUGGG